UCUAAUAAUUACAUUAUGUUUUUUCAUAACCUAAGUGUGGUGCGUUAAAAUUCAAAUUAAAAAUCUUACAAUAUCCCACACGCCGUUACAUUCAAAUUCCUCAUUCUCCAUCUUGUGCCUUUGUCCGAUUCUUCCCCAGUCCACACGUCUUUUUUCUUCUCCUUAAAAAAAUUCCAAUUCUUCUUUCUCUCCUAAGUCCUAUCCAUAUACUAAUAAAAUUAUAAAUACCUCUUUUAUCUUUCUUGCUCUCUUCAAACCAACACAACUUCAACCUUACAACUCAUUCAAUAUUCAUUCUAAUAAUCUCCCUUUUCAUCUAUCCACCUUCCAAACAUGCUUGAUUUAGAAUGGAAAUCAAACAUGCUAAACUCAAACCUAUCACCCAAAUCACCCAAACUCUCCUUACCCACUUUUCAUCUCCCUCUUCCACUCUCCCAAAACGACAUCUCAACCGCGUCGUCCACCGUUUGCACAGCGUACGACAACUAUCUCCGCCUCCCUCAUUUCAGAACCCUCUGGGCCUCAUCCAACUUCCCUCACUGGACCAACGAGCCCAUCCUAAAGCCCGCCUUACACGCACUCGAAAUCACUUUCCGUUUCAUUCUAACCAUUUUAUCAGACCCAAGACCCUACAUCAACAAACGUGAGUGGGCACGACGCGUCGAAUCACUCGCCAAAGCCCAAAUCCACCUCAUCGCAAUGCUAUGCGAAGAAGAGGAACAAAACCCAAACACACGUGGCAAAGCACCGGUAAGUGACCUCAGCAAUAUAACCCAAAAUAAAUUCAGAACCUACAGCGAGGAAAGCUUGCUUCCAAAACUCGCCACGUGGCAGAAAUCGAAGCAAAUAGCACAGAGAAUUCUCUCCACCGUGGAAUCCGAAAUGAUGACCUGUCCUUACACGUUAGGGUUAGGAGAACCAAAUAUUAACGGAAAACCGAUUCUCCGUUACGACGACGUUUGUAAACCGAAUUUUAUACAGUCGUUAGAAACAACGCCGUUUGAUCAUAUACAGAACCACGAGAAUAGAACUUUACACGCUACGCAACAGAUCGUGGAAGCUUUGACACGCUCGGCGCGUGUGUUAUUGGAGAGAGUGAAUGAAUCGAUUGAUAACAGAAGAUUCGAGAAUGCUGCGAGUGAGAUCUACGCGGUGGAAAGGAUCUGGAAGAUUCUAACGGAGGUGGAAGAUUUACAUCUAAUGAUGGAUCCGGCGGAUUUUCUGAAACUGAAGAGGCAACUAGGCAUGAGAACAAUGAACGAAACGUUGCCGUUUUGUUUCCGAUCGAAGGAGUUGGUGGAGAUGACGAAGAUGUGUAGAGAUCUGAAACGGAAAGUGCCGGAGAUUUUGGAAGUGAAGGUGGACCCGACGGGUGGGCCCGGAGUAAUGGAAGAAGCAAUGAAGGUGUAUUCGGAGAAGAAGAGUGGGUGGGAGAAGGUUCAUGUGUUCCAAGCGAUGCAGGGGUUAGAGUCGGCGAUGAAGAGAUUUUUCUAUGCGUAUAAACAGGUUUUGACGGUUAUGAUGGGAAGUAGUGAGUCAAAUUUGGAGUCGUUGAGUCAGAUAUUUCUUGAACCUACUUGUUUUCCUAGCUUGGAUGCUGCUAAGACUUUUCUUGGCUAUUACUGGGAAAAUAGCGAAAAUAUUACUUGGUAAUUUACCUGAUUUUAUAUUAUUGAACGCAUAGUUACUUACAAGUUACAAUUUAAACACACAAAUUUAAAGAAAAAAACAAAAAACUAUUCUUUCCUUUUUUUCUUUGGAUUAAAUUUUGGAAAUAGGGUGAUAUGUAAACAUUCUUGAUCUGUAAAAUAUUUAUCUUUUGGAUUAUAUUUAUUUCAUUCCACAUUAUUA
Lathyrus oleraceus (garden pea) is the source of this 1851-nucleotide messenger RNA. Its product is annotated as nematode resistance protein-like HSPRO2. Gene Ontology annotation, biological process: defense response. The record is from RefSeq and is a predicted model, not a curated record. The coding region runs from base 334 to 1653 and encodes 439 amino acids. Lineage: Eukaryota; Viridiplantae; Streptophyta; Magnoliopsida; Fabales; Fabaceae. The transcript has a single exon. Gene Ontology annotation, molecular function: metal ion binding; heme binding.